Molecule: messenger RNA, 345 nt
Organism: Amborella trichopoda
Lineage: Eukaryota; Viridiplantae; Streptophyta; Magnoliopsida; Amborellales; Amborellaceae
Product: non-specific lipid-transfer protein 1
Biological process (GO): lipid transport
Molecular function (GO): lipid binding
Source: RefSeq, a predicted model, not a curated record
AUGGGCAAUGUGAAGGUUGCCUGCUUGGUGGCUGUGCUAAUGGCCAUGGUGCUUGUGGCCGAGGGGGCGAUAAGUUGCAGCACCGUUACUUCCAUUCUCUCUCCAUGCUUGAAUUACAUGAGAAAUGCUGGCACGGUGCCACCCCCUUGCUGCAACGCGAUGAGCACUCUGGAGGGGUCGUCUCCGACGACCGCGGACAGGCAGGCGGUUUGCGGGUGCUUGAAGAUGGCAGCGACGGCAAUCAAGAGGAUAAACGACACCUUGGUUCAGGGCCUGCCUAAUUCCUGUGGGGUUGAUAUGCAUUACACUUUUUCUGCUCAGACUGAUUGCAGCAAGAUCACCUGA